AUGGGAGCUACUAGUACCUGCCGGACGGGAUGGGCGUCCGCCCCAGCAGCACUCACUUGCGCAGUCGUGGCGCUGUUCGGAGUGUCAGAUGCUCGGAGGCCCACGUCCGACGUGCCUAUCUACACCACUUCGGAUGUCGACGUAGGGGCGGAGCGCCAUUGGGCGCUUGUGAUGGAGGACGACGCUACAGAUGAAGAGCUGGGUGGCAUUCGCCAGGAGUUCAACAACGGGCAGCACAGCCAUCCGGGCAGAGGCGAGAUGCCAUUCGUGGCGGGAAGCAUGACGAAAAAUUCUCUCAAUGCGCUAUUGGCGAGGCACAAGGGGCGCGUGAAGUUUGUUCAAGAGGACCAGUUUUCGAAAAGGGUCCCAGACAUGGAGACCGUCAAUGCAGAAGACGUGUACGUGGAGGGGCGUGCCUCCCGGACCUACCCGUGGGGCAUCCAGUACGUCGGCGCGAACGUGGUUCGGGGGCGGGGCGCGGGAGUGCACGUGUACGUGCUGGACACGGGCAUUCGCAUAACCCACAACGAGUUCGGCGGUCGCGCUUUCGCAGGAGUGGACGUGGCCGCCUCGGGAGAGUACCCGGGCACUCUCACAGAGUGCGCGCCCCUCAGCACAACGUGCGCUGCAGACGUCCAUGGGCACGGCAGCCACUGUGCGGGCACAGUGGGGGCUUCGACCUAUGGCGUCGCGAAUGGCGCGACCGUCUGGGCAAUGAAGGUCCUGAAUGAUGCAGGCUCCGGCUGGACCACGUGGUCCAUCCUGGCCGAGCAAUGGAUUUUGUCGUCUGGGAACAGGCCAGCGGUGGUCAGCAUCAGUAUCCAGGCCAAUUACAAUGACCUGGCGGAGCAGACCUCGAUCGACAAUUUGGUAGCCGAUGGCGUGGCCGUGGUGGUGGCUGCGGGGAACUCUAACCAAGACGCGUGCAGCUGGAAUCCAGCUUGGAUCCCGUCGGCGAUCACUGUAGCAGCCUUUGGCGGGACGUCAGGGUCCUCAUGGGACAGGUCUUCGUACAGCAACUGGGGCUCCUGCAUCGAUGUGUAUGCCCCGGGCACGAGCAUCCUCUCGACGGGCCCGUCCAGCGACACCCACACCUAUUACAACACAGGCACGUCCAUGGCUUGUCCACACGUCGCUGGGCUCGCGGCCAGAAUGUACGAGGCGUAUCCAGCGGCGGGAUCCAUGACCGCUGCGCAACGGUGGGACCUCCUAAAGAGCACGAACUGCACUGGUUGCGUCACGAAUGACGCGACCCCCACGCCCACUAAUAACCUGGUGAUCAUGGCCCUCCCAGCGAAUCCGUGCUCCGUCUUCGACGGGUCAGGGUCGAGCGCGAGCUACCCGUGCGAUUGCGGCAGCGCUUUGUGCACAAACGGUGAGAUUUGCACCAGCAGCAUCGACAAUUGCGGACCAGCCUCCCCGACGCCAGCUCCUGCACCGACAGCUGCGCCGACAAUCGCGCCCCCAACAGCUGCACCGUCGCCCUCGCCGACUGCAGCACCCACAGCUGCGCCAACUGCACCGACGGAGGCACCGACCGCUUCCCCGACAGUUGCGCCGACAGCAGCACCGACAGCUGCGCCCACUGCUGCGCCGACCUCAUCCCCAACAGCAGCGCCCACUGAUUCUCCAACGGCAGUGCCCACAGCUGCGCCGACGGAGGCACCGACCGCUUCCCCGACAGUUGCACCGACAGCAGCACCGACAGCUGCACCCACUGCUGCGCCGACAGCGUCUCCAACAGCAGCACCGACUGAUUCUCCAACCGCAGCUCCCACAGCUGCACCGACGGGGGCACCGACAGCUUCCCCGCCAGCACCGACAGUUGCACCCACUGCUGCGCCGACCGCAUCCCCAACAGCAGCACCGACCAAUUCUCCAACCGCAACUCCCACAGCUGCACCGACGGGGGCACCGACGGCUCCACCGCCAGCACCGACAGCUGCACCCACUGCUGCGCCGACCUCGUCUCCAACAGCUGCACCGACUGAUUCUCCAACGGCAAUGCCCACAGCUGCGCCAACGAAGGCACCGACCGCCCCCCCGCCAGCACCGACAGCUGCACCCACUGCUGCGCCGACCUCAUCACCAACAGCUGCACCGACCGAUGCACCGACUGGUGCACCGACACCAGCGCCGACAGCAGCGCCGACUUUCGCGCCGACAUCUGCGCCGGUUCCUCCGCCGACCGCUGCACCAACGCCCCAACACAUGUGGGCAACCAUCUCGGGCCCGUGCACUUUGGACGGCACAUGUGUGCAGAGCCCGAACCAUCCUAGCAAUUAUGGUGGAAACGAGAUGUGCACGAUCGGGAUCGACGAGGCGAACGCAGCUCCGAUCGUCGUGGAAGCCUUCAACACAGAGUCCAACUCAGACUACCUCAUUGUCAACGGAGCGUACUACUCUGGAACUUCGGGUCCCUCUGGGGUCACGCCUUCCUCCAGUAUCGUAUGGUCGUCCGACCGGCGGAAGCACAGGAGCGGGUGGAGAUUGUGCAUGCCAGUGUCAACUUCUCCACCUCCUCCGACUGCAGCACCCACGCCUGCGCCGGCAGGUCCAUCGACGCCUGCACCGCCGGUGGUGCCGACUCCUGCGCCAGCUCCCCCGCCGACCGCUGCACCGACGCCCACUUCCCAGCACAUGUGGAUGACUAUCUCGGGCCCGUGCACUCUGGACGGCACAUGCGUGCAGAGCCCGAACCAUCCGAGCAAUUACGGUGGAAACGAGAUGUGCACGAUCGGCAUUGACGAGGCGAACGCAGCUCCGAUCGUCGUGGAAGCCUUCAACACAGAGUCCAACUCAGACUACCUCAUUGUCAACGGCGCGUACUACUCUGGAACUUCGGGUCCCUCUGGGGUCACGCCUUCCUCCAGUAUCGUAUGGUCGUCCGACCGGCGGAAGCACAGGAGCGGGUGGAGAUUGUGCAUGCCAGUGUCAACUUCUCCACCUCCUCCGACUGCAGCACCCACGCCUGCCCCGACAGUUCCAUCGACGCCUGCACCGCCAGUGGUGCCGACUCCUGCGCCAGCUCCCCCGCCGACCGCUGCACCGACGCCCGCUUCCCAGCACAUGUGGGCGACCAUCUCGGGCCCGUGCACUCUGGACGGCACAUGCGUGCAGAGCCCGAACCAUCCGAGCAAUUACGGUGGAAACGAGAUGUGCACGAUCGGCAUUGACGAGGCGAACGCAGCUCCGAUCGUCGUGGAAGCCUUCAACACAGAGUCCAACUCAGACUACCUCAUUGUCAACGGCGCGUACUACUCUGGAACUUCGGGUCCCUCUGGGGUCACGCCUUCCUCCAGUAUCGUAUGGUCGUCCGACAGGCGGAAGCACAGGAGCGGGUGGAGAUUGUGCAUGCCACUGCACCGUCGCCCUCGCCGACUGCAGCACCCACAGCUGCGCCAACUGCACCGACGCAGCGCCGACUUUCGCGCCGACAUCUGCGCCGGUUCCUCCGCCGACCGCUGCACCAACGCCCCAACACAUGUGGGCAACCAUCUCGGGCCCGUGCACUUUGGACGGCACAUGUGUGCAGAGCCCGAACCAUCCGAGCAAUUAUGGUGGAAACGAGAUGUGCACGAUCGGGAUCGACGAGGCGAACGCAGCUCCGAUCGUCGUGGAAGCCUUCAACACAGAGUCCAACUCAGACUACCUCAUUGUCAACGGAGCGUACUACUCUGGAACUUCGGGUCCCUCUGGGGUCACGCCUUCCUCCAGUAUCGUAUGGUCGUCGGGUGGAGAUUGUGCAUGCCAGUGUCAACUUCUCCACCUCCUCCGACUGCAGCACCCACGCCUGCGCCGACAGGUCCAUCGACGCCUGCACCGCCGGUGGUGCCGACUCCUGCGCCAGCUCCCCCGCCGACCGCUGCACCGACGCCCAGUUCCCAGCACAUGUGGGCAACCAUCUCGGGCCCGUGCACUCUGGACGGCACAUGCGUGCAGAGCCCGAACCAUCCGAGCAAUUACGGUGGAAACGAGAUGUGCACGAUCGGGAUCGACGAGGCGAACGCAGCUCCGAUCGUCGUGGAAGCCUUCAACACAGAGUCCAACUCAGACUACCUCAUUGUCAACGGAGCGUACUACUCUGGAACUUCGGGUCCCUCUGGGGUCACGCCUUCCUCCAGUAUCGUAUGGUCGUCCGACCGGCGGAAGCACAGGAGCGGGUGGAGAUUGUGCAUGCCAGUGUCAACUUCUCCACCUCCUCCGACUGCAGCACCCACGCCUGCCCCGACAGUUCCAUCGACGCCUGCACCGCCAGUGGUGCCGACUCCUGCGCCAGCUCCCCCGCCGACCGCUGCACCGACGCCCAGUUCCCAGCACAUGUGGGCGACCAUCUCGGGCCCGUGCACUCUGGACGGCACAUGCGUGCAGAGCCCGAACCAUCCGAGCAAUUACGGUGGAAACGAGAUGUGCACGAUCGGGAUUGACGAGGCGAACGCAGCUCCGAUCGUCGUGGAAGCCUUCAACACAGAGUCCAACUCAGACUACCUCAUUGUCAACGGAGCGUACUACUCUGGAACUUCGGGUCCCUCUGGGGUCACGCCUUCCUCCAGUAUCGUAUGGUCGUCCGACCGGCGGAAGCACAGGAGCGGGUGGAGAUUGUGCAUGCCAGUGUCAACUUCUCCACCUCCUCCGACUGCAGCACCCACGCCUGCCCCGACAGUUCCAUCGACGCCUGCACCGCCAGUGGUGCCGACUCCUGCGCCAGCUCCCCCGCCGACCGCUGCACCGACGCCCGCUUCCCAGCACAUGUGGGCGACCAUCUCGGGCCCGUGCACUCUGGACGGCACAUGCGUGCAGAGCCCGAACCAUCCGAGCAAUUACGGUGGAAACGAGAUGUGCACGAUCGGGAUUGACGAGGCGAACGCAGCUCCGAUCGUCGUGGAAGCCUUCAACACAGAGUCCAACUCAGACUACCUCAUUGUCAACGGCGCGUACUACUCUGGAACUUCGGGUCCCUCUGGGGUCACGCCUUCCUCCAGUAUCGUAUGGUCGUCC
Prorocentrum cordatum is the source of this 4998-nucleotide messenger RNA. Lineage: Eukaryota; Dinophyceae; Prorocentrales; Prorocentraceae. The record is from the annotation of a GenBank genome assembly.